Molecule: messenger RNA, 1920 nt
Organism: Ilex paraguariensis (yerba mate)
Lineage: Eukaryota; Viridiplantae; Streptophyta; Magnoliopsida; Aquifoliales; Aquifoliaceae
Source: the annotation of a GenBank genome assembly
CUCUCUCUCUCUCUCUCUCUCUCUCUCUCUCUCCUGUUCAGUGUCAAAAGUCGAUCUUCCAUAGUUCCUUUCCAUUACUUCCCAGAAAUUAUGACAUUUCCCGAAACUCACGUCCAAUUCCACCUGGAUUUUCUACUCUUCUAUUUCGACCAAAAUGUACCCCUGAUAACAUUUCCCAUUCAAUCCCAAUGAUUUUCUGAACUCACGACCCUUUAACAUACGAACCCAGAUCUUGGGUCCUUCUUCUUUUCAAAAUCCCACAAACCCAUCAGUAUUUCUCAAGCCAAAAAUCAAAUGGAACAUAAACACAAGCUCAUACUCAUUCUUGGACUAACCUUGGUAUGCAUCUUAACAUUUCUUUUCUUUGUGAUCUUUUUGUGCCGUAAAAGGCUAGCAAAACAUGAGUCAAAAGAUAUAGAAACCAUCUCUAAGUGUGAAGAACCACUUGAAAUAGAUAGAGAGGACUUGAUCAAGUUUGAAGGUGGUGAAGAUCUCACUAUUUAUGAUAUACUAGAUGCUCCUGGUGAAGUUAUUGGGAAAUCCAGUUAUGGGACUCUGUACAGGGCCAGUUUAAUGAGGAUCAAUUCGGUUGCUCUGCUUCGGUUCUUGAGGCCUGUUUGUACCGGGAGGAUUGAUGAAGUGGUGCCUUUGGUACAUGUGUUGGGGUCUCUAAGGCAUCCCAAUUUGGUGCCUUUAUGUGCUUUUUAUGCUGGGCCAAGGGGUGAGAAGCUGCUAGUUCAUCCCUUCUAUAGCCGUGGCACUUUGGCUCAAUUCAUUCGAGAUGGAAAUGGUGAGUCUCUUAAGUGGGGCAGGAUUUAUAGGAUAUCUGUUGGUAUUGCCAGAGGAUUGGAUUAUCUUCACACAGGAAUGCAAAAGCCUAUAAUCCAUGGAAAUCUCAAGUCAAAUAAUGUAUUAUUGGAUCGCCGUUACCAACCGUAUGUGUCAGAUUUUGGCCUACAUCUUGUCCUGAAUCCGACUGCAGGACAAGAAAUGCUUGAAGCUUCUGCAGCUCAGGGAUACAAAGCACCCGAGUUGAUAAAAAUGAAGGACGCGAGUGAUGAGACUGAUAUUUACAGCCUUGGAGUAAUCUUACUUGAGUUAGUUACGGGAAAAGAACCUAUCAAUGAGAAUCCAACCCCAGAUCAAGAUUUUUAUUUGCCAAGCUCCAUGAGGAAGGCUAUCCUUGAUAAUCGAAUUACAGAUUUAUACCAUCCAGCAAUUCUUCUUGGACGAAGCAAUAAUCCACACCCAGUUAGUGAAGAAUCCAUUCUCAAAUUCUUUCAGCUCGCAUUGGCUUGCUGUUCUCCCUCACCUUCCCUGAGGCCCAAUAUGAAGCAAAUCCUUGGGAAGCUUGAAGAAAUUGGAGAGUAAAGACUGUGGAAGAGAGAGUUGUUUGAGGAAUUGAUCUCGACGAUUGACUCCUUCAAUUGUCAAUUACUAAAAAGAUGAUGGAUAUGAUGACACUAACAUCUGGGGAAGUAUCUCUUCUGGUUAUUCCCUUGAAGCAUAAGCUGAAAUCGUGCUAUCCAAAAUUCUUAUAAAUUUUUCAUAGAGAAGAGUUUCACUUGAGGAGUUCUCCUGAAAGCAGAGAAAGAUUAGAAAAUUCUGCUGACAAACAAGAAUUUAUGAUUUAAUCUUACUGCGAACAAUCAAUUGACAUGGUAUUAUGGAUACUUUGGUUUCAGCUCCGGUAUUUGGGUAAAAUAAAAUCAAUAGUGGCAUAGUUCUGUAAGCGAGGGGUUAACCGCGAAAAUGAUUAUCACUGGGAUCAUGGAGAAUUAUUUGAGACGUGAAGAGGGGUUUCGAUGCGUUCCACUGAUGGAAGAAAUAGCUAAAUUGGUAUCCUGCCGCUUUUUUUUUCCUCCUUUUUUCGGGUUUUUGAACAACACAAUGUUUGGUUGUUCAUUGGCAUCAGAAAAU